UUCAAUCAUUUUCGUUUUGAAUCACCCAAAUGAACUACUGUACGAACCACCAGUGGGUUAACAGUAGUUUGAUUGAUGAAUAUUAGUUUAAAAAACCAUUCUGUGCUUUCGCUUCCUUCAUUGCUCAUCAGUCCCGGCCGGUCAUGGGGGUCAGGCACUUCAGCCACCCGAUGCACGACCUGGUGAUCUGCAGCAAGGCCGACUAUGAGCAAGUGCCGUGCGCGGCCUGCACUGACAUGUGCAGCGGCAUGACGUAUGCGUGCAAGCCAUGCUGCUUUUACAUCCAUUACUGGUGCCUGAUCCCUGAAGAUAUCUCCCACCCCGCCCACCCUCCCCACCGUCUCCACCUUGACCUCCACCCUGUCCCUGCCGACUUCACCUGCUCUGCCUGCUGCCGCUCCCUCCACAACGGCUUCCGCUUCAUCUGUCGGGAGCCCUGCUGCAGCUUCACCAUCGAUGUCAAGUGCGCCUACCCUCCCCCUGUCAUCACCUACCCUAAUCACCGCCAUUCCCUCAACUUCUUCGAUGAGUUGCCGGAAGAUGUCGAGUUAUCUCGGUGCGAUGCUUGUCGCAAACCUUGCAAAUCAUCGGUCCUGUACUGCUUGGGAUGCAAAUUUGGAGUGCAUUUGUUGUGUGAGCGCCCCAUGUGCAUGUUCGAGCACAGGCACGGGGCGCUGCGGCUUCCACAGUCCCGCUGCCCCAGCAAAGAUUGCCUCGAGCUCAAGCCUUCGAUUGAUGAGGAGGAGUUCCCACGCCAUCUCCUUCGUCUCUGCUUUUACUGUCGGAAGGAGAUAGGGCCCCAGACUCCGCUUUACUACUGUAAAGAUUGCAAGAUGAUUGCUCAUGUUAAGUGUAUAUUCUCAAAGGCAAAGGGUCGAGGCGAAGUUUUGGAGAUGAUUCAUGCAGAAGCAAAGCAAGAUGGUGAAAAACAAGGAGCCAAAGAGGCGGCAACGCAGCAUGUUGAGACCUUCGGAAGUAUGGUCAAUUCUUUGAACGACAAAGAGAAGGCAGAGUUGGAGGGUGUGCACAAGAGGCGGGUGGUGGAAAUCAUAAAGGUACUAGCCUGGCGAAACAGCACCGCUGGCAGCUCUGACGGCGUCCCGAAUUCGCCCUUCCUGGAUGUGGCGUUCUCGGAGUUCAGGAAGAAGCUUCCCCACGACAUCCCACGGACUAAUUCUCUCACAGUGGCAUCUGAGGAUGAAAGGCUCUUUAAGGUGGCGGAGUACAAGAUGACUCAGAAAUUGGCUCCUGUCCUAAGAGAACUGUUUGUAACUCACGGAGAUGUGAGCGAGGAAUCCAGAUUAACCCACAAUCCGAGAAUCAUGGUCUUUGUAAUGCUGUGCGGUACAAUCUACAGCAUGGCUAACACAAAAGUCGCCGAAGUCACUGAAGAGCUGUUGUACAACUGGUGGAAGUACCUGAUGUUCAUACACCUCUCGGGGUUCAAAAUCCAAUUUGCAAUUGACCGACUAAAAGUCGUCAUGCGCGCUCACUACACCGAUCUCCAGGAUGAUAACAACUCCAUCUUGAGAAUGGACAAAGAGAUCAGGGAGCUCUCCGAAGAGAUCGAGGAAUCCAAGAGGGAAUUACAGAGAUUGAAGGACGAACGAGAACCGACGUCGAGCGUCACAGAUGAAAGCUUAGUGGAAGCAUGUUUGAAGAACGCGAGAGCUUGGAAGUACUAAAACAUGGAGCCAACGCUAGAAGAGUUUAUGUUUCCGUGAGCAAGAAUUCGAUUGGUACAUCCAGGCGAUGCCGGUGUCUGCGGAUACGCCGGACACGAUGAUAGCCUAAAUAACUGCUAGACAACGCGCAAGAUUGAGGAUUGUCGGGGGUAUGGAAUGCAUUGCGGUAUAAAAAAUAAGCAAAAAGUGAAUGUGUAAUUGACCGCUCUAUAGCACAGAAGGGCCAACCAAUAAUCACAGUCUUAUCACCAUGCAAAACUUGUAUAAAACACCUGUGUUACUUGUGA
This is a messenger RNA of Eucalyptus grandis, 1972 nucleotides long. RefSeq lists its product as uncharacterized. The record is from RefSeq and is a predicted model, not a curated record. The transcript has 3 exons. Lineage: Eukaryota; Viridiplantae; Streptophyta; Magnoliopsida; Myrtales; Myrtaceae. The coding region runs from base 144 to 1685 and encodes 513 amino acids.